AUGCUCGCACCGCACACUCAGCAAGCGAUCUCCAAGGCCCUGACGAUCUUUUGGCGUGUAGAUCCCUUCGAGGCCAAGUGGACCAUUCUCGCCAAGGCAUACAGCAUCGUGUGCGGAUGCCGCAAGAAGAAGGAUGCUCCGCUUGACGACUUCUUCGCCAUCUGCGCACUAGCACAGACUCUGCCCUGGUAG
Messenger RNA from Lecanosticta acicola, 192 nucleotides. NCBI's taxonomy places the organism in Eukaryota, Fungi, Ascomycota, Dothideomycetes, Mycosphaerellales, Mycosphaerellaceae. The record is from the annotation of a GenBank genome assembly.